Molecule: messenger RNA, 5200 nt
Organism: Xyrauchen texanus (razorback sucker)
Lineage: Eukaryota; Metazoa; Chordata; Actinopteri; Cypriniformes; Catostomidae
Product: kinase suppressor of Ras 1-like
Exons: 18
Coding region: 165-2957 (930 amino acids)
Biological process (GO): protein phosphorylation
Molecular function (GO): ATP binding; protein kinase activity
Source: RefSeq, a predicted model, not a curated record
GUCUGAGGCGGAACAAGCUGACAACGCGUCUUAUCGGACUGUCAAACCAGUUCAGGCCGUUCCAGGAGUAUGUUUGCACUCUUACGCUGUAUAAAAUAAAUGAGCUAGGACUGUCACUGCCACUGCUGUUUCUAAUGUCUUUGAACUAGUUGCGGUUCGAGCCCAUGCCCCUCAAGCUGUGCCAAUGCCGAGGAAUGGAUACUAGUGUCUCUGUCAACGGUGGAAACAUGGUCGCAAGUGAUGGUGAGCAUUUGGAAGGGACCGAUAGCAGUAACGUAGGGAUGGACGCGCUUCACCAGUGCAAACUCAUUCAGAACCUGAUCGAGAUCUCCAUCUCCAGUCUGAAGGGACUCCGGACCAAGUGCGCCGCAUCUAACGACCUGACACAACACGAGAUACGCGCUUUAGAGGUGAAGAUAGUGAAGUACAUCCGUAAACAGUUAGAGUGGAAGCAGAGUGUUCCAGGAAGUGACCGACCGCUGGCACUGGACUCAUACCCACACCUCACAGACUGGCUCUACACCCUCAACCUCAGGCCAGAGCUCAUAGAGGCAGUUCCAGUGAAGUUAUCGUUGGAUGCUCUACUGCAGAUGUCCAGUGCCCAGGUGGAGGAGACCAUGAAAAGACUGGGCUCCAGUGGUGAGGAGUGUUCCCGCAUCACCGCUGCCCUCUCCUGUCUCAAGAGCGCUACUGACACAGGAGGUGAACUAAGGAAAGGGGGUAUCCCCUGGAUUGCAGAACCCACUCAACGUGACAACAGUACCACUGCUGACCAGCUGACCUGUUCCAUACGUGCACAUCGACCUUACAGUCCCAGCCCCAUCAGCCGUACUCCUCUUACCCCUUCUGCUGUCCCUGCCCCUCGCUCCUGCAUCUCUGUUUCUGCCUUGCCCUCUACGGACUUCCCUACAUUUGUCCAUACAUGCUGUGAUGGACUGACAGACCCCUUUCCACCCUCACCACAGCUCAACCGCUGCACAUCUGGGCUGCUCUCCACCCCCCCAGCUACCCCACCAUCGAAGAGGUAUGGUAAGCUGAUGCUCCCCCGGACCCCACCAGCUCCCCGUCGCAAACUGCUGAACCUCCUGCCCAACAUCACACUCAGACGUAGCAAGAGCCAGAGCCAACUGGCCAACCAGAUAGAGGACCCCAUGCCCAACAAAAGUGGGAAGAAAAACAAGCCACUGCCGAAUGUGCAGAUAAACGGUGGAGGGAAUGUCUGGGAGGACUCUCACUCGAGGUCGCCGCUGCUGUCGGCGCGUUCCCCCUGCAUACUACCAAACACCCCCACUCAACUUGGGGACCCUACGGGGGUAAGAAAUAAUGUUGCAACGCAUGGAAGCUCUCCGCUAAUUAUGAGGAAAGAUAUUGGUCUAGAUGUCACACACAGGUUUUCCACCAAGUCCUGGUUGUCUCAGAUGUGCCAGGUGUGCAAGAAGAACAUGAUGUUUGGUGUAAAAUGUAAACAGUGCAAGGUAAAAUGCCACAACAAAUGUACCAAAGAGGCUCCUAAGUGCAGAAUUUCAUUUUCACCAUUUCCAAACAAGAUCAGAAGAACAGAGUCAGUUCCGUCAGGUAUUAACGACAAGGUGGAGCGGCCGGCCGAAUCUCAUCAGUAUGGAACGUUACCGAAGGCAAUAAACAAAAAGGACCACCCUCAGUCACUGAGUCACCUGGACUCCAGUAGUAACCCUUCCUCCACCACCUCCUCCACCCCCUCCUCACCUGCCCCCUUCGGUCAGUCCAACCCCCCAAGCGCCACCCCGCCACCCAACCACUCCCCUAAGUGUCUCGUUGACAGUCGCUUUCACUUCCCAGAUGUAUCUAAUUCCAUGCAUUCAGAUGGCUGCUACAGCACGGGAGAAACAGACCAUGUGGAUGGUAACAUCAUUCAACAGUCGGCUAGCCAAAGGGAAGCUGUGAAUGAAGAUUGUGAAGAAGAGCAGCAGGGGGAAGAGGACGGUCAGGGUCAGGAAGGAUCAGGCGAUGAAUGUGAAGGGGAUGAACUAGAUGACCUGCCCAGCUGCAGGGGCUACUGGAAGGACCACAUCAGCCGUAAGGCCAGUCAGACCAGUGUUUACCUGCAAGAGUGGGAUGUUCCCUUCGAGCAACUGGAGCUCGGAGAGUUGAUCGGUAAAGGCCGAUGGGGGAAGGUGUACAGGGGCCGCUGGCACGGAGAGGUGGCUGUUCGCAUGUUAGAGAUUGAUGGAAACAACCAGGAGCAUCUGAAGCUGUUCAAAAAGGAGGUGAUGAACUACCGGCAAACGCGACAUGAGAAUGUGGUUCUGUUUAUGGGGGUCUGCAUGAACCCACCCCAUCUGGCCAUCAUCACCAGCUUCUGUAAGGGACGGACACUGUACUCGGUUGUCAGAGACUCUAAACUUGAUAUCAACAAGAUAAGACAAAUCGCUCAGGAAAUCGUAAAGGGUAUGGGCUACCUACAUGCAAAGGGAAUUGUGCACAAGGAUUUGAAGUCCAAGAAUGUGUUUUAUGAUUCAAACAAAGUAGUCAUAACAGAUUUUGGCCUGUUUGGGAUGUCUGGAGUCGUGCAAGAGGACAGGCGGGAAAAUGAACUGAAGCUGCCACGUGGAUGGAUCUAUUACCUGGCUCCUGAGAUCGUGCAGAAGAUGGGACCAGGAAACCAGGAAGACUGUUUGCCCUUUUCAAAUGCUGCUGACGUUUACGCUUUUGGCACCAUCUGGUAUGAACUCCAGGCCAAAAACUGGCCCAUCACCAACCAACCAGCUGAAGCUUUGAUCUGGCUGGUGGGGAGUGGAGAAGGCAUAAGAAGGUUACUGGCCCAGAGGGGUACUAGCCUGGGCAAGGAGGUUACGGAGAUCCUGACAGCCUGCUGGUCAUUUGAGGUGGUAGACCGGCCUACAUUUACUCUCCUAUCAGACCUACUAGAGAGGCUGCCCAAACUCAACCGCAGGCUCUCGCACCCUGGACACUUCUAGAAGUCUGAGGAGUAUGUAUCCUAGGUUUGAACGCUGGGAUGCUUAAGACUUGAUACCCCAUUUCCCCACUGGUCUAGAGAGUGAACUCUACUAACUGAUCGCUUGGUUUGAGCCAACAUUUUCAUUUUCAAUUAAUUUUUUUAUUCUGAGCCUUUUUUAACCAUCUUAAUUUCUGAACGUAUUGGGUAAGGAUGCUGUGCAUGGAUCAGCAGGAUGUGUGCUGCUCAUUUAUGAUCAAACACAAUAUAGCCUAUUUUAUUGGGUAGGAAAUCAUUUCCGAGAGCGUACUUGAGUAAGCUGGAAAGUGUAUGUUUGUACUACAAAAAGUGCAAAUAUGUGUAAUGCCCUACCAUUAGAGAAUUGUCUUUUAUUAUUCACCAUAUAACAGUUCAAGGCUCAGGUUGUGUUCUGAAAAUGAGCGGCUUGAGGGAAGGUGCCUCUUAUAACCUAUAGCAUUUUGAGGAGGUUCAUAUACACCAGUAUCUGGCCUGUGGUCAGUUAUGCACAUCUAUAAUACAUAGUUAAUAUAUGACACAAUCCUUUAUAGAACAUAAAAUCAUAAUGUCUCUGUGUUUUGUCUGUGUUAUUUUUCCUGUGGCUCUCUGACCUUACUGGGAAUGGUUCAAACCUGUGAUUUUUCCUGUCUCUACUUUGAUGCCACGAUCUGUGUUCUUCAUACUGUACCAAAUCCUUCCAAAUCCUUCCAUAUCAUGUUUUCCCUCAUUCAUACUGUGAUUCCUCUCUUCUGUUUGUCGAUUGGCCGGAUGUUUAGUGCAUGGUAUCACCACUGUCUGCGUGAGCACUGUAGCCAGGGCCUCCGUUCUCGCUGUCCCUUCAUGUACAAAAAUGACGGUUUUAGCACAUCUGCCAUUGACUGCAAAAAGUAUUUACUGAAUCAGUAUUUUUGUCCCUUUUUUACAAUAAAAAUACCUCAACAUCAUUAAAACAUGAUCAGUUUACUACAGAAGCAAACCGUAUGAGAAAAUAAGACUUGUUUUCAGAGAAUAUACCUUCAAAAUAAUAAAAAUGUUCUUGCCCCAUUGGCAAAAGUUUUUUCCCCCUUCUUUAAAGCAUAAAUGUCACUAAAUUUAAUUAGAUUUAUGCUUAAAACAAGAAAACCAAAAAAAAAAAAAAACGAUAUGCUAAUAGGGUACUAAAAAUAAACUUAAUUAGUGUCUUGUUUUAAGGAUGUUUAGAUAUUUUUAAUGGAAAUCAAGACAAAAUAUGGAUCUUUUUUUACGGUUUUUAUUUUUAUUCCUUAUUCAUUUUUUUAAUCGGAGCCUUUGAUAAAGAAAUUGUCUUAUGUACCGUUGCAAUGUUCACAUUGAUGUUGUUGUUUUUUUAGCACAAUCUGGAAAUUGACAAAGCUAAUGGUAGUUCAAACUUUAGCAUCUCUAAGCCUUUUCAACUUUGGUCUGUAUGCACCUAUUGACUUAUACCUAAAGUUUUUUAAGUAAUUCUUGCUAAAGUUGAGUUUGUGAGUGAAAACAUGCUGUUGACUACUGGAUAGGGUUUCAGCACUUUAAUUCAUUUUGCAGACAUGGUGGCAUUGUUUCAUAUUUCUAUUUUGUGUGCUGUGUCAAUGGAAUGAGAUCACCCUAGCUGUCUGCUUAAGUCAGAGAAACAAGAACUGAUAUUGUUGCAAACCACAAAGCAUUGUACACAACAGUACUUUCACAAGUAUGAAGAAAAUUACCUUUAUUUUAACAUAUGUGAAGUCUACUUUGAGUAGUAAUGUCUUAAAAAUCUAUCCAUACUCAAGAUAUUUAACUCACAUUUCUGGUAAAUAUAAAGUUGUUUGUAAGAGCAGGAGUGAAAGAUGUUUUUUGACCCAGCAGGACAAUGUUCAGGAACAUUCAAUGUAAUACCUCUCUCGUGUGUGUGUGUGUGUGUGUGUGUGUGUGUGUGUGUGUGUGUGUGUAUGUGUGCGUGUAUUUAUCACUUUGUGGGGACCAAAUGUCCCCAUAAGGAUAGUAAAACCCAAAAUUUUUGACCUUGUGGGGACAUUUUGUUGGUCCCCAUGAGGAAAACAGCUUAUAAAUCAUACUAAAUUAUGUUUUUGAAAAUGUAAAAAUGCAGAAAGUUUUCUGUGAGGGUUAGGUUUAGGGGUAGGGUUAGGUUUAGGGGAUAGAAUAUAAAGUUUGUACAGUAUAAAAACCAUUAUGUCUAUGGAAAGUCCCCAUAAAACAUGGAAACACAACAUGUGUGUGUGUGUGUGUGUGUGUGUGUGUGUGUGUGUGUGU